Messenger RNA from Erpetoichthys calabaricus (reedfish), 1209 nucleotides. RefSeq lists its product as uncharacterized. NCBI's taxonomy places the organism in Eukaryota, Metazoa, Chordata, Cladistia, Polypteriformes, Polypteridae. The transcript has a single exon. Bases 421 to 1011 code for a protein of 196 amino acids. The record is from RefSeq and is a predicted model, not a curated record.
GGGGUCCGAGAACGUGCGCAGACUCCGGGCUUUCGCGUGAAAUGCCACUUGUCGAUCCGGCAACUGAGGACGUCGGGAGGCGCUUCCUUAGCCUAACCGCUUGGAUGGACAGCUCCACGUUGCUGCCUUGGAGUCCGGUGCGACUACACGGUGCAUUCGCCCUGACUUACCGAGCUACUGCUACUGCUGUUUCACUCGUACCGACCUGCAGGCGGGCUCUUUAUAUUCCAACUCUUGCGUCUCAUUCAUUCCAGCGCAUUACCAAAUACGGUCCUCUGAUGUAAAAGGGUCUGCAGACGCCUGGCUUUUCCUUUUUAGUCACCUUUCUUUUAUAGGAAAUUCAUUCAUUUUGACUUCUACCGCUAUUGAACCACGCCAGAGGAGAAUAAAAGAAUUGAUUCUUAACGCGAAAAAUAGAGGAUGUUUAUUUUUCCUCCCGAUACAACGCUGCAUGUUAUAUUCUUAAUUCUCUAUGGGAUACACACUUGCCAAGCACUUAGGACUUGCGGGGAUUUAAUAUGUGGAGAAAGCCAAGGAUGCUGCAUGUUCGGAAACACCAGCAGCCCUCAGAUCAAAUGCUGCAAGUUACCGCUACACACUUUUAUUGACAGUGUUGGCUGGAUAACAAGGAAACUCUCAGGAAUCUUAAUCCUGCUACUUCUCUUUGCCAUGGGCUACUUCAUCCAGCGCAUCAUCUGCCCGAGACCGCGGAGACACCGCGACAGGCAGGAAGACCCCUCACUACUGAACGGGCACACCACUGCGUCUCAGGAUUCGUUGUUGGACCCAUUUCACGAGCUCAGCGUUGUGGAUUUCAUACCCCCCGUACUGCAGUUACCGGCGUACGAUGAAGUGAAAUACCUGCCAACUUAUGAAGAAUCAAUGCAAGUGGACAGGGACCGCUCCGAGGACGAUUUGUUAUCUUCGAGCGAACUGAACAGAACGAACGACAGACCAGAAGACAGGUCGGACAGUACCGCAACUCCCAGGACUACAUGGAAUUCGACUUAAACUGGAUUAUUUUCAGUCCCUUUCCACUUGAAAAAUAAAAGGCAUUGUAGUAUAUAAAGGAUGCUUAUUUAUGGUAAAGAGCAAUAUUGAGUACCUCUCAUAUUAGGGCUUUGUUAUUUAAAAUGUAUUUUUUAUUUAACGCGUGGAUAAUCAUGCAUCCUCUUCUUGACAGGUAAAUUAAUAAAACUUGAUACUGCA